CAAAUCGUUAAUAUAAAUUCUAAUUAAUCACUUCUCAUUCUUUAGCCUCCAAUAAUCUCCAAAGUCCAGGCCGUCGCUUUGGCACCAAGGGAGAGCGUAUAUCCUCAGUCACAGUUGAACUGAAACCCAAAACCCAGAAUAACACUCCGACCUCCAAUCGUAAUUUUCAGGGUAAAUUAGUCAAAGAGAUGGGGAAGGACGCGAAGGGAGGAGGAAAGGGGAAGGGAAAGGCGGCGGGCGGCAGCGAAGACGGUGGCGCCAAAGGAAAAGGUAAAUCCGGGAAGGCCGCGGACGGGCUCGGCACCUGCACUUAUGUGAAGGCAAGGCACAUACUUUGUGAGAAGCAAGGCAAAAUCAACGAAGCCUACAAGAAGCUGCAGGACGGCUGGCUCGAAAACGGCGACAAAGUCCCUCCGCCGGAGUUCGCGAAGCUAGCGGCGGAGUACUCCGAGUGCCCGUCGGGGAAGAAAGGCGGGGAUCUUGGGUGGUUCCCUCGCGGGAAGAUGGCAGGCCCUUUUCAGGAUGUUGCUUUCGCUACUCCAAUUGGGGCAACCAGUGCGCCUUUCAAAUCAACGCAUGGUUACCACAUUAUCUUGUGCGAAGGCAGAAAGAAUUAAGUAAAGACCUUUGAUUUUCUGAUGGAGCAGAUCUGGAGCUUUGGCCAUAUGUAUGAGUUUUCUAGUUAUUGCUGCUUUGAUGUUGUGGGCGUUAUGUUUAACGAGUGAUGAAUGCUUACUCUCUCUCUCUCUCUCUCUCUGUGAGCAUCUUUGUUUAAUAAUAUUGAUAUAUUUUUCAGUCAAGGCGAAUGAAGAAUUCCAGUUUAGUUA
This is a messenger RNA of Pyrus x bretschneideri (Chinese white pear), 827 nucleotides long. RefSeq names its product peptidyl-prolyl cis-trans isomerase NIMA-interacting 4-like. The record is from RefSeq and is a predicted model, not a curated record. Gene Ontology annotation, biological process: rRNA processing. Gene Ontology annotation, molecular function: peptidyl-prolyl cis-trans isomerase activity; DNA binding. The coding region runs from base 189 to 617 and encodes 142 amino acids. NCBI's taxonomy places the organism in Eukaryota, Viridiplantae, Streptophyta, Magnoliopsida, Rosales, Rosaceae. The transcript has 3 exons.